Messenger RNA from Zootoca vivipara (common lizard), 2570 nucleotides. It is a transcript of the gene HACD4, whose product is annotated as 3-hydroxyacyl-CoA dehydratase 4. Gene Ontology annotation, biological process: very long-chain fatty acid biosynthetic process; fatty acid elongation; sphingolipid biosynthetic process. Gene Ontology annotation, molecular function: 3-hydroxyacyl-CoA dehydratase activity. The record is from RefSeq and is a predicted model, not a curated record. Gene Ontology annotation, cellular component: endoplasmic reticulum membrane. NCBI's taxonomy places the organism in Eukaryota, Metazoa, Chordata, Lepidosauria, Squamata, Lacertidae.
GACGGUAGAAGCAAGGACAUGCUGGGAGCCGGCUGUCAUCUAGGCAGGAACCUCCUCGGCGUCCUCUUGCUGUUGUGGGGAAGGCAGAGACUGCCUGAUGUACAGGACAGAGGCUUUCAUUCCAAUAAGCUCGCCUCGCACAGGAAGGGCAGUUCCUUUUUUCUGGUUUCGGUGGAGAGUUGCUUCAUCGGCACUUUGGCACCGAGAUCAAGGAAAAGGACCGAGGAGCUUGAUCUCAGGGGCUCAGAAGGACAGCCUUUUUUGAUGGUGGUGUUGAGAUCUCCAGUGGGGUGAAACCCAUCCGCCAAGAAGCUCAGGCCAGAGCACGAAGGCAAAGCCCCGUCUUAUCCUUGCAACCACCACGGGAGCUGCACAAUGAACCCCUACAUCUUCUGCUAUUAUUUAAUCCAGUUCUGCGGACAUUCCUGGAUAUUUAUCAAUAUGAUCAUCAGGUUCCUGAUUUUUGGAGAAGAUUCGGUCGCAGAUACCUUCUAUUCCAUUGGGCUCGUGAUGCGCGUUUGCCAAUCUUUCUCUAUCCUGGAACUUUUGCAUAUCCGGCUCAGCAUUGCGGAAGACCAUUUUCUCCCAAGGCUUUUGCAGAUCGCAGAAAGAAUCAUCGUCUUAUUUGUUGUGAUUGCCAGUCAAGAAGAAAUUCAAGGGAAAUGUGUUGUGUGCAUCUUAUUCUUCCUUUGGAGUUUCCUCGAUGUGGUCAGAUAUACUUACUGUAUGCUGGCAGCGACAGGGACCUACUUUCGAGAAUUGACGUGGCUCCAUUAUACGCUAUGGAUUCCUCUGUAUCCUCUGUCGGUCUUGGCUGAAGAGUUUGCCAUAAAUGAAUCGCUACCUCACUUUGAAACCUACGGCACUUACUCAACCCAGCUGCCCUUACCAUUCGAUAUACCCGUCUACUUCCCCUACAUACUAAAAAUAUACAUGGCGAUGUUGUUGGGAGGUGCGUACCUCAUUGUCCGAUGCCUCUACGUGGAACGGAAGACUCAACUGGGAAGCUGGACCAUGAAGGCAAAAAGCAGCUAGCUUACCUUUUCCUCAAGGAGUGAGGGAAGUGGCUCGAGGAGUCCCAGUGGUAAAUGCCCUUCGGGAAACUAAGUGCAGUAGACCAUGACUUUAAAACGAGCUACCUUGAGACAGUAAUUUGGAUAUCUUUGGCUUAAAGACGGCCACACACACUCUCGAUACGUAGAUCCCAUUGCACACAUGGCGCGAGAAGUGUUUGUGUGUGCAGCAGAACCAUGAAUCUGGUACCAGAAUUGUGAUUUUUAAAGCACAUUUGGGAUUGGGAAUGUGGGGGAAAUGGCGCCACAGAGCACUCGGCUGCAAUAGAGCUGAUUCUGAGGGUUUGCCCUCAAGGUGUGUGGGGGGGGCUGUAAAGGGGCCCCAGAGCAAAAAUCACCAGCAGCCCUGCCUGGGUCCUGGGGGGAGGGAAAAGGGCACUAAGCCUAGCCUUCUCUGCCCAACACGCUAGUUAUUUAUGUACACAAAUAUUUCUAUACCCUUCCCCAAAUGGAGAAACAUCGUAGAAUGUGAGCCACCCAUUUGCGCAAGCAGUAAGGGCCAGACUUGGAUUACCAUCCUAGUGGAAACGGCCUCAAAGGUUAUAUAAGCCAACACAGGUAAAAGAUAUCGGUGCGAAUAUUUAAGAUUUGGAAUGUUUGUCUUAACUUUUCCCACGGAAUUGGAAUUUCCGGUUAAAUCAUUCACGAACCUCUAGCCACUGGAAACGUAUUUUUUGUUUAAUUGUAAAAAAAAGGAUAUCUUUGUCUCUUUCAACACAUCUAUGUAAUGAAACCUAGAAGUUUAAAGAUUUAUAAUUGUAUAUGCAAAAUGCAGCAGUGAGUAUAUCUAAAACCAAGAGAAGAUUGAUGUUCCGUAGUGCUGAAUGGAUGGAGUGUCAGUCGUGCAAGAGGACUUCUGCUUCCACUGGGAGAAUGUCCACUUCAUCUUCUCCCCCCUGUGCGGUCCCAAAAUCUGUUCCAGGGGGUCCUACAACCUCCUAAGUUGGGGGGAGAGCAGUACUGUACUUUUGUUGGAGAUGCACAAGUCCGUUGCGCUAGUGGAACAGUAGCAUUAGAUACAAACCAUGUGAUAUUACAGGUGAAAUUCAGACUUUGCAUUUCAACUAUAAUACCUGCUUCCCCCCCCCCUGAACCCCUUAAAAACUGCUCCAGGGGAUGCAAAGUGGUGUAAAAGUCAAAGGUAAGGAUUGGGAAAAGGGCAAAAUACUUGAGCUGAUAAAACACUGUUAAUCCCACGGUCCAUGGGAGCCUUAUAAAUAAAAUCAGGCUGGAGAAAAUGUAAGCUUCUGCUCAUUUUCCAUUCUGCUGUGUGCCUGGCAGGCCUCUAGAUUUGGUGGUUUAUUCUCUUUUGAUACUCUCUUUCCCCAUAUGUUCAGAUACUCCCCCCCCAAAAAAACCCCAAUGUCUCUCCCUUAUUGGUCUCUCCAUCCACAGCAGGUGCUGAAACCUUUCAACAGUUUGACUUCACCCCUAAAGGCACACUCCAUUGUCUCCCAAGACAGAAGGGUGCAAACCAACACAUGCUAUAAUCCAGAG